Molecule: messenger RNA, 4757 nt
Organism: Passer domesticus (house sparrow)
Lineage: Eukaryota; Metazoa; Chordata; Aves; Passeriformes; Passeridae
Exons: 5
Coding region: 2967-4181 (404 amino acids)
Source: RefSeq, a predicted model, not a curated record
GGCUGGAGCGCCACUGGCACAGUGAUUGAUAUUUUAUUCUUCCACUUCUCCUUUUAAAAAUAUAUGUGGAUAACAUGAACUUUUAAACUCUGUGGUUUGGGACAAACACUCUUUCUUCCCUUCCUUUGGAAGAGAUAUGCAAGUCCUGAGACCCUGGGCCAAUGCUCCCUGCAUUUUAUUGAUGUUUUUACAAUUAAACAAGGGGCAGAUGAGAUUGACAAGCAAGACACAACUCAGGAGCUGCUGGGCAGCAGCCUCCAAACUCUUUGGGUGAUGCAGAGAGCAGUGGGUGUGAAGACUGCUUUCCAGUGCGAGAUUAAUGCAUGAUAACCUGCUCACUGACACCAAAGUCACUUCUCAUCGGCCACUUGUUAUUCCCGAAGUGCAGGAGCUGCAGUGUUUGCCAAAGCCUGGGCAGAACGAUGGAGAACAUUCCUGUCAGAUUUCUCCUUCUCUUCCUGUGCCAGCAGGAGAAACCCAUCCUGGUUAAGGGUUUUGUGCUGUGUGACAGUGUGCAGCUCAGAGCUCAAGCAGUGCCCAGGAGCAUUAAUUAUUGAAUCUGCAGUGCCCCCUCAGCCGUGUGAGCUCGGAGCAGGGCGCUGGGAAGUGGGGCCAUCCCAAUUUCGGGCAGCGGGACUCGGAGCUGGAGCGGUUUGGAGUCAGCACCGGAGCCUGAGCUGCCUCUGUGCUCAGAGAGGGGAGAGCCCUUCCUCUGCAGGGAAUGCUUUUCCACUCGGGAUUUCUCUCCUGGCAGCUCCAGUCUCGCCUCUUCCAGAGCAGAGCACGCUGUGCCCCAGUGCUUUGCUGCUGGGAGCACUGGGAGAGAUCCUGGAACACUGGGAGGGAACUGGGAGCACAGGGAAUGCCAGGAGGGAACUGGGAGGGAUGGUGGAAGCAGCGGGAGUGAGCAAGAAGGAGCACUGGGAGGAUCUCAGGAGCCCUGGGCAGGAAUGGUGCUCCCAGUUCCUGCCCAGGGCUCUCCCCAUCCCUGCCGGGGCUUGCCAGGAAGAGGGACACUGGCAGGGAACGGGGAGGGAAGUGCUCAGCACUCUGCAAGGUGCAGCAGCCCCAGGGGUGAGCAGGGAGGAGGGGGAAGUGCCUCCAGUCCUCCCUUGUGCCCCCAAAAAUGGGGGGUGACGAGGAGAAAAGGGAUUUAAAUGGAGGAGGGAAAGCUUUUCUGUAAUUGUGUUUGAACUGGGGAGGAUCCCCAUGCAGGUGUUAUUUGAAGGGUCUCAGUUGAAGGAAAACACACCUUUUUCAUUAUUUUGGGUGCCUCCCUUGGCAGGCAAUCACUGCUUGCCAUGAUUUCCAUGUUUAAAUGGAAGGAGAAAACCUUUAUCAUCCUGCAUGAAUUGAGGGAAAGAGCCCCAUUUUCAUCAUUGUCAGGUUCAAACUGAGGGCAAACCCCGCUGUGCCUGCUCUGAAAGUGCUUCCCUUGAGAGGAACCCCUUGAUGAGCCAUUGUAAGAGUGCCAUCGAGGGGACCCUCCAUCUCAAGGGACCUUCACUAAUGGAAAAGAUGUGGAAAAGCUCCCAGAAUGGUCUUUCUUGAGGGCAACUGCAUUUUCCCUCUGUUUUGGAGGCUAAAUUGAGGGAAAUCCCCUUCUGUGAGAAUACCUGGGGCAGUGACUGAUUGCCACAGAGCAGGAGCAGCCCUGCCCUCAGCAGCUCACAGCCCUGCCCCACAAGGAUGUGUCACAGAAGGGUUGGUAAAGACCACAGGAGCCUCAGCUCAGGUGAGGCUUUCCACAGAGCCCAGAGAUCUUAUCCUGGAACUCUGAAAGCACAGGAGAAUCAGGAGCCAGCCCUGGCUCAAGGCACAGCAACCCUGCUGAAACAAGAGAAGGGAGCAAAGGCUGAGGAGGCAGGGCAGGAACGGCUGCAGAGCCUGUUCAAAGAGAGGCAUCUGCAGCUGGAGAACAGAACAGAGAUCCCAGAGCGGCACGUGUCUGUGAGAGUUACACAGAGAUGUGUCAAAGUUUGUGAAAAGCCACUUAUAAACAAGGUCAUGACAUCUUAUGAACAAUGCCUGUUCUAAAAAUCAGUGAAUUCACAUGAUGGAACCAAUACAUCAGCAGUGACUGCCUCAGGAAUUUGAGACAAUGUUCUUCCAGCAUUCAGCUUUUGAAAGUUCAGUAAUAAUAACAACAGUUGUAACUGUAAUAGGAUAGAAAAAGGGAUAUUUCCAGUGCUGGGUGCUCCAGGUAAACCGCCAAAGAACACACCAGGCUAUACAGGCAACGUUAUAUUUAUACUAUAUAUUGCGGAGGUCCAUGCCUGUUCUUGUAUUUCAUGCCUUAUUCAAACAUUCUUUCGAACUUUCUGAUGUUGUGGGAACUCUUGUCUGACUUCUUCACACUCUAAUCUGCAUGACAUCCUGGGUGUCAGGUCAAUAUGUUUUAUUUUUUCUUGUGUCUCCAUCUUGCUGUUUCACAUACUCUGAUAAGAAUGUUUUCCGUAGUUAGAUGUUAGACGUUUAGUAUGUUCCCCUUAACUUUAACAUGGUAUUCUCUAAUUGUCCUCCGGUGCUCUGGUUUGUGUCACCAUUAUUGUAUCUCUUGGACAGCCUAGUCAAUGGAUGGCCUUACACUGUUUUUAGUUACACAAAAGCCUUUUUCACAUCUGAUGUUUUGCUCAGAUCUAUAAUGCAGUACAUUCACCACACUAUUAUUUCCAUAAGUGAUACAUAGAUGUUAUAUACUUUACACUACUAUGUCUAUGAGCAAUACAGUGCAUACUUAAGCUGAUGGAUUAUAUUAUACUAGCAUCCAGCUAGAAAGAGUUAUAAUUGAUACUAUAUCGAAAUAGGUAUAAUCGCUAACAACAUGCAUGGGCUAAUAGGUAAAUGUGAAAGCCAAAGUUACCUGGUCGUUUUUCACCCGGGCAGGGCAGGGAGCCCCAGCGGCCGUGCCGGCUGAGCUCGGUGUCGCCGGGCUGCCAGGCGCCGGGGCAGGGAAUGCGGGGACAAUGGCGAGCAGCCGGCGCUGCUGGCUCCUGUCCCUCGGCAGGCGCACUCGGAGCCGCAGCUGCCCCGGGCCAGCAGCAGGCGGCAGCUCGCAGCGCUGUCAGCGCCUGUCCCGGCACGGAGCUGGGCUGCAGCGGCUGCGGAGCCCCCGGGCCGGGGCUGCGGGCACCGCGCAGCUCCCGCAGGCUGCGCUUGUCUCCGCAGCUGCUGCCGCAGCUCUGGGCAGCGGGGACAGCGCAGCCAGAGCUGGCAGCGCCCUCCUGAGCCUCGGGCUGCCGCAGGGCCGGCACCAGCAGCGACCUCUCUGCGUGUCCCUUGCAGGGUGCCAGCAGCGCGGCUGCAAAGCUGCUCCCGAGGCCGAGCUCCCAAAGGAUCUGUCAGCACUCCUGAUGGGUCGGCAGCAAGGUGCUGAUUGUUCCAGGCAGAGAGAUGCCGGCUGUGAGCAGGAGGAGAGUGAAUUGUGCUCCAUUCAUGGAGUUCUGAAUGAGCCCCAGCAUCUCCAGGAGGGACCAGCAGCCGGGGUUCCACACUCGCCUGGGGCACAAGAAGCCACUUGGCAUCAGCAGGGGGCUGCCACUUGUGAGCGAGCAGUGAGGGAAGAUGUGGAGAAUGGAUUCUGCACCAGGGAUGGGAGUGUGAGGAAACCCCUGGAUCCCCAGGGCACAUCAGCAACCGGCAAUGAACACAAAUGGAACCUCAGAAGAUUGCUGGGUGAAUGGUUCAGGAGCCAUCCCGUGGGCACGGCGCUGCUGAUUCUGCUGCUCCUGGUGCUGCUGCUGGCUUUGGGGGUGGCCUUGGCUGUGCUGGCAGCAGCAGCAGCACAGGUUCCAGUGACACCUGCCACUCCGCUGUUGGUUCUGGGCUGUCCCCGUGGCUGGGUUGGCUACAAUGGGGUCUGCUACUACAUGUCAAGGGAUCACAGCAGCUGGGAGCAGGCUGAGGAACGGUGCUCGGAGCUCGGGGCCUCCCUGGCCAUUCUGAAGGAUGAGGAGGCCAUGGGUUUGCUCUUCCGCCUCCGCGGGAACGGCGAUUACUGGCUCGGGCUGCGCAGACGGGGCGAGCGCCUGCACUGGGGGGACGGCAGCAGCUACAGCUCCCGGGUUCCUGUCCUCGGCAAUUCCGACUGUGUGUACCUGGCUGACGGGGAGAGAUUCAGGAGUGAGUUCUGCUCAAACGAGCGGCCGUAUGUCUGCAGCAGGGCCCAGGCUCCCCUGUAACAGGGGCUGCAGAAAGGACCUUCUCCACGCUGGGCAGUGCCAGCUUCACCUCUCAGCCCAGCCCAGGGCUGUCCUUGCUCAGCUGCACCCUGUGCCUUGCCCUCGCUCUCAGGGUCACCUCAGUGCCUCUUCAUCCAUGCCCAGUGCCAGCGCUGGGCUGGGUGUGCAAAGGAAAAGGCUCUGCAAUCCAUCCUGCCUCCGAUGCUGCCUGGAGUGACUGCAUUGCCCUCAUCAUGUGUGGGAAAUACGGCUCACUAUUUACACUUUUUUGGAAUGUUUUUAGGAGAAAAAAUGUACUAAAACCAGCACUGUGCUGCUGGGGUAUUUGCCCACAUAAGUUAAUUUAAACUGUGUUGUCUACAUAUUGUUGUAUUAUAGGGGGCGCAUCCAUAUUUUUAAUCGUUACAUAAUAUAUAAUUCCUUUGAGUUUACAUGUUCUUUUGUUUGGUUUUCACUUUUGACAUGUCUUCCUGCCAUCUUGCCUAUUAAGAUAAUAUAUUUUAUUUUUGUUGUGGUUCUAUCUUGUUUAUGUUCACUCCUUGGAAAUGGGGAUCCAUAAAUCAUUCUCUUUUUUCA